Messenger RNA from Cutaneotrichosporon cavernicola, 1497 nucleotides. RefSeq lists its product as uncharacterized. The record is from RefSeq and is a predicted model, not a curated record. Gene Ontology annotation, biological process: GABA catabolic process. Lineage: Eukaryota; Fungi; Basidiomycota; Tremellomycetes; Trichosporonales; Trichosporonaceae. Gene Ontology annotation, molecular function: succinate-semialdehyde dehydrogenase (NAD+) activity. The transcript has 3 exons. The coding region runs from base 1 to 1497 and encodes 498 amino acids.
AUGACUGCAAAGACCAUCACCAACGUGAUCGGCUCGUCCAUCCCCACCCCGGCCUCCACAUUCGACGUCGUGCACCCAGGCACAGGCAAGGUCGUGCACGCCGUACAGCGCUCGACUGCGGCCGACAUUGCUGCUGCUGUGGAUGCGGCACACGGCGCCUUGCCGGGAUGGCGCUCGACUCUGCUGAGUGAGCGCAAGGCCAUCCUCUCGCGUGCCUCGGCAUUACUCAAGGACGAGGGGAGCGGGUGGGCGAAGCGGCUCGUCGAGGCCAACGUAGCCGAGACUAGUUGCGGGGCCUGGUGGGCUGGCGAACAAGUCGGUGCAGUCCCACACUUUAUCGAUGCGCUGGUGGGCGCAGCCGACGAAGCGCUCAAGGAAGAGAUGGUCGAGUUUCACGGAUCAACGUACAAGCUAGGUCGGGAGCCGUAUGGCGUCUGCCUCGCCAUCGCGGCGUGGAAUGCUGUGACUCUCCUCACGGCGCGUGCAAUCAUCACCCCCCUCCUGGCCGGCAACACGGUUGUGCUGAAAAGUAGCGAGCAGGUUCCCGGUUCUCAAGCAUUGUGGGUCGAGCUGCUGCGAGAGUCUGGUCUGCCCGUCGGCGCACUCAACAUCGUCCACGUCGCAACAGAGGACGCAGCUACCCUCACUCCCGACCUCGUUGCGGACAGGAGGGUUCGACACGUCAACUUUACGGGCUCGACUCGCGUGGGGUCUAUCAUCGCCAGCCUUGCUGGCAAGAACCUCAAGCCCACGCUUAUGGAGCUGGGCGGCAAGGCGCCUGUCGUACUCCUACCCGAUGCGGAUAUCGAGGUCGCCGCUUCACAUAUCAUCUUCGGCGCGUUCAUGAACGCGGGCCAGAUCUGCAUGUCGAGCGAGCGGGUCAUCGUCCCUGCGUCGCGGUACGAUGAGCUUGUCGCCGCCAUCCAGAAGGCGUGGGAGGGUGCUCGUGGGCCUGCCCGGGCUCUGUUCUCGACCGCAUCGGCGGCGCGAGUUCGUGAGCUCAUCCAGGACGCAAAGGGCAAAGGAGCGUCUGACAUCCUCGCCGCGGCGGAAAGCGAAGGAGAGGGGGAGGGAGAGGGUGCUCACGUGCAACCCCUCAUCCUGGGGCCUGUGCAUGACGAAAUGCGCCUGCACACCGAGGAGAGUUUUGGUCCGCUCUGCGUCCUGAUCCCUAUGCCAGACCAGGGCGGGGAGGAGGCGCUGAUCGACGAAAUGGUCAAGCUCGCCAACGAUACCGAGUACGGCCUCUCAGCCUCUGUGUGGGGUGAGGACCUGGAGCGCGCCGAGGCCGUUGCGCGCCGCAUCGACGCUGGCGCGGUGCAUAUCAACUCGCCCACGCCUGCCGACUCGCCGGUGGUGCCGCAUGGCGGGUGGAAGAAUUCGGGGUGGGGACGGUUCAAUGGAGUUGAGGGGAUCAGAGGGUUUACGCAGAUGCGCAGUAUCGAGGUGCCGGGGAAGAAGGCAGAGGGGAUGCCGCUGCAUGUGUUUGAGCUGUGA